Molecule: messenger RNA, 564 nt
Organism: Prorocentrum cordatum
Lineage: Eukaryota; Dinophyceae; Prorocentrales; Prorocentraceae
Source: the annotation of a GenBank genome assembly
AGACGCCGCAGCCGAGGUGCGCUGCGGCGCUCUUGGCGCGCGGCUGCGCGCCCCCCGCCGCAUGUAGGUAUCCGCUAAGCCUCGCCGCAUGCCCGUGGGCGGGGCGCGAUGCGCCCCGGGGCCGUGGCGGGCACAUGGCUACGGUCGCCUUUGCUGCCGUGGCUGCGGCGGCUGCUGCUGCUGCCCUGGGCGGCGGCGCUGGCGGGGCCGUGCGGCAAUCGGAGCGCCUGCGUGGACUGGGUCGCAGGCGUCGAGGCGCCGCUCUGGGUGCCCGCCGCGGCGGCGGGGCAGCUCGGGGCGGCCGGCCGCCUGAGGGUGCGGCCGCUCGGCGACGUCUGCGGCGGAGCUGGCUCCAGCGAGAUGGACGUCGCGGUGCAGCCGCCGUGCGCGGGCCACGUGUGCGAGGGCCCCACGGAGCGGAGCGGGUCCGAGGUGGGCUGGCAGGGCGUGCGAAUCGUGCGCCCUGGGAACUACCGCCUCUGCUGGUGCGAGCCGAACGAGGCGUGCGCGGCCGCCGAGGAGGGCUGCUGCCCGGGCGACGCCAACUUCUCGCAGGAGCGGGCG